Messenger RNA from Drosophila hydei, 3383 nucleotides. It is a transcript of the gene foi, whose product is annotated as zinc transporter foi. Gene Ontology annotation, molecular function: zinc ion transmembrane transporter activity. Gene Ontology annotation, cellular component: membrane. The record is from RefSeq and is a predicted model, not a curated record. Gene Ontology annotation, biological process: zinc ion import across plasma membrane; intracellular zinc ion homeostasis. The coding region runs from base 756 to 2864 and encodes 702 amino acids. The transcript has 6 exons. Lineage: Eukaryota; Metazoa; Arthropoda; Insecta; Diptera; Drosophilidae.
UUAGCAUAAGAGUUCUUGUUAUCGCGUUCGAUUUUCGUUCGUCAUGUGAAUGCCUUAUAUAAGAAGAAGCAGUCAUAUUUUUUUUAAUUGCGAAUUUUUGUUGGAGCGUGCGUGCAAUGUAAAUCGGCAUUUAUUUAAAUAUAAAAAAUAUAUUUUCUGUGGCAGACGCAACGCCAUCAAUUAGCCCAAACACUGAAAAAUUGUGCGCGUGACAACGUAUUGGUGCUAUUUUCGUGCGUGGUUUUUAACUCAACCACAUUGCCGCUCGGUUAGCGACGCCGCCGCUGCCGCAAGUUGAUGCUGCCUUUAGUGCUACAUACAAAUAUUGUCUCAAAGAAGAAGAUUAGUGCAGCGCAAUCAACAAUUGCCGUUAUCUCGUCGUUCAGCGAUUAAAAGAUUGUCGCAUUAAUAUUCACAUCGGCCGCAGUUUCAACUUGAACAUUAUUGAAUAAAUGCAAUCUCUGCCAUAAACGCUCAGCGAUUUAAAUCAAAUUCGUAAUUGACACAUUUAAAAUACAUAUAAAAAAAUCGGCUGUAUUUAAAGAUAUACAUUGUAUGUAGACAGAUUCAACCAAUCGCUGGAAUUGCUGAAUAUAUAAUGAGCAGAGCGGGCCAUAGCAAACGCAAAUAAGCCGGACACACAAGUCAGCAGACUGAGCGGGAGAGGGAGUGGCAGCGCGAUCAGUGGCAUUAGAAGAUUUAACAAAAAUUAGCAUUAGGCAUUCAAACAUUAAGCAGUAAACAUCAAGCCGAAAAUGGCACGACAUAUAAUGGCCGUCUGUGUGGUGUGCCUGCUGUGUGCACAGCGUUUGCAUUGCCAGGAUCAUGAUGUCGUCGAGCUGUUGGCCACGCAGCGCACAGAGAUGAAGCUGAAUGCACGUUUAGCCAAUGGAAAUCUAAGUCCAUCCAGUGAAAUAACCACCGAUCAGAGGCAGCUGGCCGAUGAGGAUGAUACCCAAAACUAUAGCACAAGUCCGCCCUACAGGAGACAUAAGCGACACGCAAGUCACGAACAUGAGCACGCGCACGAACACGGCUCGUCGCAGAGACAUGUCCCGCAGAUUACACAAUACUACCUGCAGCAGUUGAUGAAGCAGCAAGAGGUAUUUAAUUCCAGCAGCUUACGUAGCCUCAUGCAACAGCUCGGACUGCAGCAACUAGUCAGCAGCAAUGAUAGCUGUGUGCCAGUUGAACGCUUGGUGCAUCAUGUGCAGCCGCAUGAUCUCAGCCAUCUCGGCGAUAAAGCUGCGGAGCACCCACUGCUGUUGACCAACUGUACGCUAACACCCAACGGCACGAGCACCAGCAUAGCCUGCACCUCAACUGACAGCACUGCACCACCUCAUUCAGACUAUGAGCUAAAUGAACGAGAAUUGAUGCAUCUGUGUCCAGUGCUACUGUACGAGCUGGCGGCCAGCAGCGGUGGCUGCAUUACCCCUGAAGUGCUUGCUGAUAUUGAUAAAUUUGAAGCAAAACAGAAAGAUGACAUAUUUUAUGUGUGGAUUUAUGCGUUCUCUUCGGUGUUUGCGUGCGGUAUUUUGGGUCUCGUGGGCGUGGCCAUAAUACCAUUCAUGGGCUCCCGCUAUUACAAGCACAUCAUACAAUAUCUCGUGUCGCUGGCUGUGGGCACCAUGACUGGAGAUGCGCUGCUCCAUUUGCUGCCACACUCGCUGGCUGGCCAGGACGAGCACGGCAUGAUCAUGAAGGGUUUGGGCUGUCUGGGUGGCAUUAUAUUCUUCUAUGUCACGGAACAUGCGUUGACCAUGAUAUCGGAGUGGCGCAAAAGCGUUGAGAAGAAGGAAACAAAGAAACCAUCACGCGCCAAGGUGAUGCGCGAUCCUGACUCAUCAGUUAACAAUUCUGUGGCUGGCGACAAAAUGUGCAAACAGAAGUAUAGCUCUUAUCCGUACUGCUACGAUGAGAUCACAGUGAAUAAUAAGCAGGAUGUGUGGAUGCAUUUGCCGGACGAAGGCACAGGGUCAGGUGUGCCAGCUGCAUCUGCAGCUGCGGGAGCUGGCGGUGAUGCGUCCAGCGGUGAGUGCAGCAAUCGGCUCUGUGACAAGACUGAGAAUGAAGGCUCGAAUGAAGCGGCAGCGGCGGCACAGUCGCUGCUCUCUACCUCGCACAAUAACUACGCCGAAAUGAACCAUCAAUAUCCCAAUCACAACCAUAACCAUCAUCAGCAACCGCAGGACAGCAGCAAUACGGCAACAACUGAAUUGGACGGAAACACUGGAACAGUAAAUGGAGGCAGAGACAAGAAUGAUCAUGUGACUGUUAUAUUACGUGAGCACGAGUCAUCCCAUCAUGGUCACAGUCAUCGCCAUGGACACGUGCAUUCGCCACCAGAGACGCUGAGCGCUGUUGCCUGGAUGAUCAUUAUGGGUGAUGGUCUUCAUAACUUUACCGACGGUAUGGCUAUUGGUGCCGCUUUCGCUGAAAACAUUGCCGGUGGCUUCUCCACCUCGUUAGCUGUCUUCUGUCAUGAGCUACCGCAUGAGCUGGGCGACUUUGCCAUCUUGAUGAAGGCCGGCAUGUCAGUCAAAUCGGCUGUGUACUAUAAUCUGUUGACGGGUGUGCUCAGUUUCAUUGGCAUGAUCUUUGGCAUUGUGUUUGGACAAUCACAGGAUGUGGCUCAAUGGAUGUUUGCCGUGGCAGCGGGACUCUUCAUCUACAUUGCGUUGGUCGACAUGAUGCCGGAGAUUUCGGCUGCUCACAAGUCGCUGACACAGUUUUUGUUGCAGAUACUAGGCAUGCUGAGUGGUGUGAUCAUUAUGCUAUUCAUUGCCAUCUAUGAGGGACAAUUGAUGAACGCGUUCGGCUCAGCGCCCGCCAGUGCAGUGCAUCAUCAGCAUGUUCACUAGAAGGACGAAGGAAGAAGAGAGGUAUAGAGAGCGAGCGAGAGAAGGGGAUCCACUGUCUUCAGAGCCAAGCAGAGAAUCUUUUAGCGUAUUAUGUGUAUUUUUCGAGCAUAGGUUUUUAUAGUUUUUGUAUAAUUGUAGACUCUAUGUUAUAUAUAUAUAUAAUUUACCUCAGUCCACACUCAAGCACACAGUUUGACACAUCUACAUGCAUCAAAAAGAGACAAUGCAAAUCAUUAAGUAAUAGACCCCCAUAAGAUUCGCAUUUGUUAAACAGUUUAUGAAACACACACGAGGAAAUUUGUUAACUGCCACUGAAACGUUGUCUGCAAAUUGAAUUUCGUUCCUAAAUGUCUCAUAAGCCAAUUUGCGUUCGUUUUUAAAUCAGUUUGAAUUGAUUUAUACACACUCACAUACACUCAACACACACACAUUUAAUGUAAGAAACUUUCAAUGUGCAUAAGCUAUAAAGUGAUUAUGAAUUUAAAAAACGAUAAAAAGCAAAAAAUCUUGCUUUAAAAA